AUGCUGCGUGAUGUGCCUGAGCUCAUGACCGACGAGCCGAUUGCCGAGAUCAAGUGGUAUGAUGCAGUGAAUGAUGUGCGCAAUACGAUAGCUUCUAGGUGGCUUGACAUCAUCCGACUCAGGUCUCUUGUGCCUUCUUCUCACUUUCAGGAGUUAGUGGACAGAAUGAGGCAGAAGAUCGAGACUGUCGUGGAGAUCCAUGGGCAAGAACUUCCUUUCUGCUUGGAGCCUGACUUGGAGUUGGACAAGGUCUCUGAUAAGGAUACUCCAAACGAUCCAAGUGCCGCGACAACAAGUGAGCCACGGAAUUCCAGCAGCAGCUCUACUGCUACGGAGCAAGUGAAGAUGCUGCCACACACCUUCAAGUUCUUCCAGGUUAGUGCUGAGUGUGUGUGGUCUGUUGUUCAGGUUGACCAGGUUCAAGCUGUGGACGGGUAUCGCAACUUCUUUUCAUUUGCUGAAUGGUGGCAGUUCAAGACAAAGUACACCCAAUGGUUUACCAAAUCCUACUCAACGACCUGCCUGAGUCUAUCAGCAUGGCUCGAUGUCUCGCCUGGCCAUGUGAUGAGACGAACUGGAUACAAGGGCCUAAAGAGAUUAGCCUACUGUCUUCCAAUUGACGGAGCAUCUGCCAUGGGUAUUUUGCUUACGGUUGGAUGUAUUCUGCCUUCGAAUUCGCUUGGAGCAGAAGCAGUGACAGCUUGCAGAAUUCUUUUGGCAGCACUGGAGAGGCAUGCCAAGGUCCGCAAGAUCCAGGUACCCCUUGCUGAUGGUGGCAAAUUGUCACUUGAAGCCAAUGACGACAAUGAGUUCCUCCUGUCUGACCUGAAGUCACUGCACAAAAAACUCGGCCUGAACUAUGCCAGGCACAAGUGUGCAAUUGAAGUAGGGGGGUUCCGGGUGCCUGCAAGUCAUAUCGUUAUGGCCUUGCUGCGGUUGAGGACUUCUGGCUCAAAUGAGUGCAUCAAUGGGGCUUUUCACCUGCUCACAAAGAGUGUCUGUCACAGCUUUGCACAGACAGCAGAGCGCUCAAUAGAACAGAAGCUCCUUUCUGAGUGUCCAGAUCCAUGCGUUUUGGCCCGGGUUCAUCCAUUUAUGAAGAGGGCGACAACCAGGGGAAACAAGAGCCUUCAAAUGAGCUUGGUUUCCAGGUGGGUGUCUCGUGGCGGAGGAUACGUGUCUUUGAAGGACACCAACCUCGAGAAAUUGAACAUCGUGGGUAAGCGCUCGACACUAGCAAGUCGCACAGCCGCAGAGUACACAGCAAGGAUUUUGGUGAAAUCCGCGGAGUGCAUGGAGGAGUCGGUGGAGAAAUCCAAAGUUGUGAACUUCUGCUUUGACGCUGCAAGGGUGGCCGAAGAACAGGUACUGAGUGUGAUCUUCAGGGCGUGUGGCAAGCAGUUUGCUGGUGCAACUCAGCUUCUACCAUCGGGCUUGGGUGUGGACGAGUCUGCCUGUGCUAUGGAGAGGUUUGCUGAGGCAGCCAAAGUCCAAAUGGGACAGACUGCAGGCCCUGUGAAGUUGCCUUGCAAGAGCUUUGACUGGCGUGAAUUCCGCUUGCCAACCAAACAGUUGCUCAUGGCUGUGGCGAACGCUUUGCAAGUAUCGUUGCACAAUGGGUUUUCCUUCAAAAGUUGCAGGCCUCGAACCCUACUAGUGCCACGUAGCCACGAGGCAGACAGGUUUGCUCUGCUGGACACAGAGAAGCAAGCGCUGGGGCUGGGCAAGUGGCCCGCAGAUGCCAAGCUUUCCUUUGUGUACCACUAUGGUACGCAAAGGCGGUGGCUGGACUUUAUGCCCCAUGAUGACCAGCCAUACAAACUCAUUUUCAGCGCAGAUGAGGGAACUGAGGGGUUCAUUGGAUAUUUGCACUUGGCACACUGUGGGAUAUGGUGCAACUUCUGGCCAGAUAUGCUCCAUAAACUGGCCAGGAAGGCGUCCACGUCGCUGGUUUCCAGUGGAGCGGAUGAUGUUGUGAAGAAGCUGAGACGGGUGUUCCAGCUGAGCAGAGGUCCAUGGAGUACAUCGAAAUUCGGAAAGGAGUUGGAGGUUGCCCGUAUGCAAAUCCUCCGAAGUUUGAAGGAAGGCACCAUGGACCACCUGGAGUUGCUCGCGACCAGCAAUGUGACCCCUCAAGCUUCGGCCCUUCUGAGUUGA
Messenger RNA from Durusdinium trenchii, 2157 nucleotides. Lineage: Eukaryota; Dinophyceae; Suessiales; Symbiodiniaceae. The record is from the annotation of a GenBank genome assembly.